Erythranthe guttata (spotted monkey flower) is the source of this 1133-nucleotide messenger RNA. RefSeq names its product adenosine-5'-phosphosulfate (APS) kinase 3 (gene APK3). Gene Ontology annotation, biological process: sulfate assimilation. The record is from RefSeq and is a predicted model, not a curated record. Gene Ontology annotation, molecular function: adenylylsulfate kinase activity; ATP binding. NCBI's taxonomy places the organism in Eukaryota, Viridiplantae, Streptophyta, Magnoliopsida, Lamiales, Phrymaceae.
UUGUAAUAAAAAGGAGUGGUGGUGUAGUAAAAUAAUGUCCGAAAGUUGAGGAAACGAAAAAGUAGUCCGUAUUGAAUUGUUCACCGUCUGGUGCGGUGGUGGUGACAACAAUCUUCAUUCUUUCCUUUCUUUUCAAUUUUCAUUCAUCACUUCCAAUUUCCAAUUCGAUUUAUCCCCCUCCCCCCCUUUCGCCAAUUACGUCCACAUUCAACAAACCUCCAUUCCCUUAAAUUCCAUUCCCACCAUUAUCAUCUCCACAUUCAACACUUCACUUUUUUUUUUUUCCCCCGAUUUCCAGGAUAGAAAGAAAAAAAACAAAGACUAGUUUUUUCUUAAAUGUCUACUGUGGGCAAUUCUACAAACAUCUUCUGGCACGAAUGUCCUAUCGGGAAGCUUGACAGGCAAACAUUGCUCAAUCAACAGGGAUGUAUUGUAUGGAUCACCGGUCUAAGUGGAUCAGGGAAAAGUACACUGGCAUGCUCACUGGGUAGACAAUUGCACUCUCGUGGAAAACUUUCGUAUGUUCUUGACGGCGACAACCUUAGACAUGGUCUAAACAAGAAUCUAGGUUUCGCACCGGAAGAUCGGACUGAAAAUAUACGUAGGGUUGGGGAAGUGGCGAAGCUGUUUGCUGAUGCUGGAUUAAUUUGCAUAGCUAGUCUGAUAUCUCCAUAUCGUAAAGACCGUGAUGCUUGUCGUGCAUUAUUGCCAGAAAAUUUUAUCGAGGUAUUCCUAAACAUGCCUCUAGAGUUGUGUGAAGGAAGGGAUCCGAAAGGUCUAUACAAGCUUGCGCGGGCAGGGAAGAUAAAAGGAUUUACAGGAAUAGAUGAUCCUUAUGAAGCUCCUUUGAAUUCUGAGAUAGAGAUAAAGCAAAAGGAAGAAGAUGGAGAAUGCCCUACACCAAAUGAAAUGGCUGGACAGGUGGUUACUUUCUUGGAACACAAAGGGUAUCUCCAUGCUCAAUCACCACCCUCCUCCUCUUAACCUCAAGCUCAACCUUUUUCUUUUUGUUUCUUUUCUUUUUAAUUAGCAAGUACAUAUAAAUAUAUGACUUGACUUGUUGAGGGCUCUUUUAACUUUUAUGUAAUAAUUCUUCUUUUUUGGUGGUUUUAAGUUGGCUUUGUAAUUAAUUA